CCCUGUUGGUGUGAGGCGAACAUGCUAACCACUAAGACACCGUGUCCCCCGGAUUAUGUAUUAAAAACUUAAAAUCAUUAUGGGGAAAAAGUGUGUGUGUGUGUGUGUGUUUGUGUGUGUGUGUGUGUGUGCAUAUAUAUGAGAGAUUUUAUUUUCAGAUUAAAUAAGUAAUGAACAAACAUGAAGAGAACGCUGACUGAAUUUUAAAUGCCCGUCCAAAAGAAAAGCCCACUUGUGUAAUGAAGUAACAUCACCUCAUUAGUAGAACCAGAGCCAAGAGGCAUGUGCGUAUGCAUUUUCCCAGCUCGAGCACGGAUUUGCUCAGUGGUUCAAGCCUUCCGCUGCCUGUCUCCUACUAGUCCAAGGAAUUCUGACGGAGUGGUACAGACGUCGUCGGCUCCCUCUUUAAAUGGGGUCUCAUGACUGAGAACUUCCUCAGUUACUUCAGAAGAAACAACACAGAUUUGCCCCGGGGUCAGUGGUGCGAGUGCUGUGAAUAAUAUACAUCCUUAGCCAGGUAAGAUGCUGGGAUGGAUUGAAGAAACACUAUAUAUAGACUUGAACAAGUCUCGAUAUUAUUCAUUAUGCUACUGUAAAAGUGAUAGGUUUGUGUGUUAGGAUGGUGGACUAACAGACUUCUGCACCAACACUUUUCAGCAGAUAGACGCUAAUACUUAUUUCUGAUAAUUUCUUGGUCUUAAAUUUUAAGGUCUUUGUAAUAGAAAGCAAGCGCUUAUGGAUAUGUCUGUGUAUUUGAGAGCAGAACCCAUAUUUUUAAGUGUUUCAGGUGUCUACUGCGGCCAUGCGUCACCUGUCGUUGACCUCCUUUCUCUGUCUAAUGAUGGUGGAGAUGGUGUUCUCAUGCCAUGGCGAUUCAGUUACGAAUUCUGACACCGAGUUCGGCACCGGUCUCUACCAAGCACUCGCCGAGAAAGACAAUAGCUCCAACUUGAUUGUGUCUCCAGCAAGCAUCUCUCUGAGUCUGAGAGUGUUGCAGCUCGGUGCAAGGGGCAACACGUUGGCGCAGCUCGAACGAACCGUAGGAUUUGACUCCGACGACUCUAGUAUCCUGGAGGCGGAGGCUGGAUCUCAAAGCAGCUGUGACCUGUACGAUUCUGCCCAGGGUGCUCGACUCCAGUUUACUAACACCCUGCUCAUCCAGAGCGGCACCCACCUUCGGCCGGAAUUUACCCAGAAUGCUAUGCAAUGGUGCAACAGCAGCCUGAUUAAUGUAAACUUCAGCCUUCCCAAUUACACACAAGGUCAAUCCCAAGAACCAACAAGCAGCGGUGAGGCGAGAGACGCGAUAACAGAGGGCUCAUGGUGGGUCACGGUGCCUUCUAUGGCAUUGCUGAGCUCAGUGGACUUCCGGGGAACCUGGCAGAAACAGUUUCUGUUCAGAAGGACACAAAACCGGCCUUUCUCUUUGGCUAAUGGCAGCACCAUCAACGUCCCCAUGAUGUACCAGUCGACCAAAGUCAUGUUCGGUCAGUUUCAUUUGCCAACAGAUCAUCGCUACGCCGUCCUCGAGCUGCCCUACUUUGGCAAAUCCCUAAGCCUUUUGCUGGUAAUACCGAGUGACAGGAAGACCCCACUCUCACUGUUACAAACACAACUCACUGGCCACACUGUGGCAUUCUGGGAUACAGGACUGCGUCUCACCAAGAUGGAUGUCUUCCUUCCCAGGUUUAAACUGCAGUCUCGGCUCAACCUGAAGCCCGUCCUCCGGUCACUCGGUAUUUCAGACGCGUUCGAUCCCUUCGUUGCUGACUUCAGAGAUACAGAGGGUUUCUACGUGUCAGAGGCCAUCCAUCAAGCCAGGAUAGACGUGACGGAGGAUGGAACUGCAGCAGCAGCAGCCACAGCCAUGGUGCUGUUGAAAAGAUCCAGAGCACCCGUGAUGAAGGUGGACCGGCCGUUCCUCUUCAUCCUACGCCGUGUAAACGGAGGUUCAAUGCUGUUUAUAGGCAGAGUGAUGAAUCCAGCGGAGUAGAAAAAUCUGCACACAAGCACCCUGUAACACACACAAACCCCAUCUGUCUCCUCCCUCGUGGGUGGCUGGGGGUGAAAAACCCGUUCGGGGACCAAUAAGAGGGAUUUGUACAUAUCUGUAAAUAAACACUACUUUUUACACCAGAA
Tachysurus fulvidraco (yellow catfish) is the source of this 2139-nucleotide messenger RNA. RefSeq names its product serpin peptidase inhibitor, clade E (nexin, plasminogen activator inhibitor type 1), member 3 (gene serpine3). Gene Ontology annotation, molecular function: serine-type endopeptidase inhibitor activity. The transcript is spliced from 8 exons. The record is from RefSeq and is a predicted model, not a curated record. Lineage: Eukaryota; Metazoa; Chordata; Actinopteri; Siluriformes; Bagridae. Gene Ontology annotation, biological process: negative regulation of endopeptidase activity. Bases 803 to 1993 code for a protein of 396 amino acids.